UACCAUCCCUUGGAUACUUUUUGAACAAGCCCUUAUAGCCAGUCAAUGCCCUUGGGAUACACAGGUGGUGUUUGUCUUUCACUUUAAAAUUGUGGGUGGGUUGGGUUGGAAUUGGGGGAGGCGGAGUCAUUUGAGCAACGGCUGUGUUCUCUUUCUCAUCCACCGGAAAUCGACGAGCUGUGAAGGAAUUAAAGAUGUCUGGUGUCACCAAUCAGGAGGAGGACAAGAAACCCAACGAUCAAUCGGCUCAUAUCAACCUCAAGGUUAAAGGCCAGGAUGGUAAUGAAGUAUUCUUCAGGAUUAAGAGAAGCACUCAACUGAAGAAGCUCAUGAAUGCCUACUGUGAUCGACAGUCAGUGGAGAUCAACUCUAUUGCAUUUCUGUUUGAUGGUCGCAGGCUUCGUGGAGAGCAAACUCCAGAUGAGUUGGAAAUGGAGGAUGGGGACGAGAUAGAUGCAAUGCUGCACCAAACAGGCGGUGCGAUUGCAUGAUGUGAUGGUUUUGUUGAAUGUUAAUUAUCAUAGGGGCAAAAUAUCAGCAGUAAGUGGAUUAGGAUCUCAGUAAAACAAUGGCCAGAACCUUUUCACCUGAUGGGCAUGCCCAUCUCUUCUGAACUCUGUUUACCAAAUAUCUUAGUAGUUAUGGUAAUUUGUGGAGCUUGGUAUUAUUAUCUCUGAUUUUACAAGGUGAAUGAAGCUUGUUGCUCCUCGAGGCCUUUCAAUUGCUA
Molecule: messenger RNA, 727 nt
Organism: Manihot esculenta (cassava)
Lineage: Eukaryota; Viridiplantae; Streptophyta; Magnoliopsida; Malpighiales; Euphorbiaceae
Product: small ubiquitin-related modifier 1-like
Exons: 3
Coding region: 195-491 (98 amino acids)
Biological process (GO): protein sumoylation
Cellular component (GO): nucleus
Molecular function (GO): ubiquitin-like protein ligase binding; protein tag activity
Source: RefSeq, a predicted model, not a curated record